AUGACCGAAGCGAGUAUUUUCAUCAAGACCGAUCCAGACGAUCACCAUAACAACCAGUACAUGAUGUCGCAGUCCGGCUAUUCGCUAUCCCACCAGUUCGGGAACUCCAACGACGGCGUGGAUCCCUCCGAUCUCACCAUGCAGAACAACGGUUUCAUGUCGUAUCCGUUCGGCUCGCAGCAAAACAUGUCGUCCAGUUUCAAUUUCGGGAACUCAGGAAUCGAUACAGACGAGUUGCUGGAUCUAGAAAUCAACGGGCAGAAUGGGAUCCAGCGCGAUAACAGCAUGAACUUCAUGCAGGACCACUCUGGCGCGGGUAUUGCCAUGAGCCACCCCGGUCACAUGUCGCAGAUGUACUCCAACACUCCCGAUGGGGCUCCGAUGCAUAGUCCCUUUAUGCAUAGCUUCAACUACGACCAUUUCCGUGGCUUGAAUCAGCCACAGCCCGGUUCGGCCCAUCUUCAGGGUUCCCAUUUCGAGCAAAGCUAUCUCAACGCCAAGGCCCGCCCAAACUUGCAGGCCAUCGAUCGCACAUCGUCUGAUGGACGGAGCCCAAUGACGCCCAAGACGCCUGCUCUGGGUGCCCUGACCCUCGGAACUCCGGAAUCUGGCAGCUUCCCCACACAACCCAUCCGGACCGGUCUCCACCCGCGGCAUCAGAAGACGCUAUCCAACCAGUGGGACGGCACUGCAGGAAGCGCACACUCCUUCGGUGUUGAAUCGCCGAUCUCAUCGCCCGGUCAUCCGUCGCAUCAUGCCGGCAUCUCCGAGAUUCUCAAGUCUGGCAAACAUGCCUCUAUGCCCGCUAAGGUGGAUGCGCAUAUGCCAGGCAGCGCUCAGGACUUGGAGUCGCAAGAGGCUAAGCGUCGGCGCCGGAGAGCCUCCCACAACCUGGUGGAGCGCCGUCGGCGGGACAAUAUCAACGAGCGUAUUCAGGACCUCUCCCACCUCGUCCCUCAACAUCGCCUGGAGGACGACAAAGUCCGGAAACAACUGGUCAACAAUAGUGCCAUGACCGGGACUGGAUCCAGUUCCACGGCUGCCACUUCACUCCUGGCUGGUGGUAAUGGCCGUCGUGCUACAGCUGGUAAUAUCACCAUGGGGCUUCCCAUCGAGGAAAAAGAGAAGGGCCCAAACAAGGGUGAUAUCUUGAACGGCGCCGUCGGGUGGAUGCGCGACCUGAUGUGGGCUCUGCACGUCAAACUGCAGCAGGAGGCCGAGCUGGCCGAGUUAAUCACCAGUCUCGGAGGUACCUGGCCGUUCGAGCAGACCGAGGAGGAGAAGCGCAUGCGGAGUGAAAUCCUAGACGCCUUGGAGAAGAACGAUCCCAGCUCAUUCAUCUACAGCAGAGCUCCGGGAAGCGGCUUGCGAGUCCCCAAGCACACCAACCUGGCAGGUGAUUCCGUCGGGCAGAACGGCGCGCUAAGCCCCCAGAGCCUUAGCCCGUCCUACAACAGUGGCGGCAGCACCAACGGUGGGAACUCGGGCCAAGCGCAAUACUGGAACAGCUCCGGCCACGCGGGCAUGAGCUUCAAGGAGGAAGACGAGUAUGCCAUGGAGAUGAACUAG
Molecule: messenger RNA, 1569 nt
Organism: Aspergillus clavatus NRRL 1
Lineage: Eukaryota; Fungi; Ascomycota; Eurotiomycetes; Eurotiales; Aspergillaceae
Product: basic helix-loop-helix domain-containing protein
Exons: 1
Coding region: 1-1569 (522 amino acids)
Biological process (GO): regulation of transcription by RNA polymerase II
Molecular function (GO): protein dimerization activity; DNA-binding transcription factor activity, RNA polymerase II-specific; RNA polymerase II cis-regulatory region sequence-specific DNA binding
Source: RefSeq, a predicted model, not a curated record